Messenger RNA from Ipomoea triloba (trilobed morning glory), 2589 nucleotides. RefSeq names its product probable inactive histone-lysine N-methyltransferase SUVR2. The transcript is spliced from 10 exons. NCBI's taxonomy places the organism in Eukaryota, Viridiplantae, Streptophyta, Magnoliopsida, Solanales, Convolvulaceae. The coding region runs from base 1 to 2589 and encodes 862 amino acids. Gene Ontology annotation, cellular component: nucleus. Gene Ontology annotation, molecular function: zinc ion binding; protein binding; histone methyltransferase activity. The record is from RefSeq and is a predicted model, not a curated record.
AUGGCGCCAAAUAAUCGAUGGAAGUUUGGUAGGGCAUACAAGGCAAUGAAGGCACUUGGUUAUUCUACAGAAACAGUGAAACCAAUACUCAAGAACCUAUUGGAUGCAUAUGACAAAAACUGGGAUCAUAUUGAAGAUAACAAUUAUGCUGUUCUUGUUGAGGCGAUUUUAGAUGACGACGACCGGAAGAAGGAUGACCAACUACUGACUUCCUGGCUUGAAGAUGACUCUGAAGAAAAUGAUGACCGCCCACUGAAGCGAUCUAGACAUGGAAGUAGUAAUUCUUCACCUGCUCAUAUAUACCCUGACUCAAAACAGAGUGAAACAACUGCUGGUUUUCUGUAUACACAGAAGGACAACCAUAAUAGGUCUUAUACAACUCAAGGGAAUGAUGAAAAUGCAAUGCAGGUUCUUCCUCCACAAAGAAUGUGUAAAGGCAGAGAAAAGAGAGAGAGUUUCCCAAAACCGUCGCCCAUCAUGGAAAAACUCGAGUGUAUUGAAGUGCUGUCUGAUAAUGAAAAUGAUGAAAAUGAUCAAAAUGAUUCAGUGUCCUUUCAAAAACCAUGUUUGAUUAGUACUGAAGGAACAUCACCUCUGUUUUUGGCUAUGACUAAAAGAAGAUUAACAUACGAAAGCACUCCUGCUUCCUUAUUAGAAAAUCCAAAUGUUGUGUGCAGUUCUGAUGUUUCUUCCAACACAAAUGCUCCUGAUAAAUUUAUUUCUGGUGCUGUGAUACCUGUAAAUGAGCCAUUUCCUGAUGAUCAGCCAGGUGAAUUUCUAUAUUCUGAAACUUCAACUACAGAGGAAAAAUGCUUAGAAUUAUCUGAACCAAUUCUAUUGGGCAUGGCAGAAAAGGAUGGAUCUUCAAAUGGAAUUAGAGGACAUUUUUUGGAGUUCCCAGGCUCUGAAGAUUUGUAUAUAGAGGGGAAACAAAAUGGGCCAUCAGAUUCACCACAGCUGGAUAUUGCUUCCACUCUCAAAGGGGAAGUGAAAAUUUCUUUGAUCUACAAACCUUCUUCACAAUCAGAUUUUUGUGCUCCAAGUUUAGAUACUGUGGUGCAAAGGGUGGAAGAAGACUGUGUUAAAUUAUAUAGAAUUACUCAACCUGGAUUCUCAUUGUUGAAGCUGAUGGAAGAUGUGUGUGAGGACUUUCUUGCAGCUGGGACCAUUUCUAAUGGGAAAACAAGAUCUUUACAACAAUCAACUACUAUUUUCCCUGUUAAACAUAAUCAGGAAGCCAUCAGGUUUGGGUGUGCUGAUCAUCAACCCAUGUUUUGCAUUGCAUCGGAGUAUUUUAAUGGGACAGUCGUAAUUCGUAACCUUAUCAAAGUCCAACCCCAAAUUCCGAUGAUUCCACGCUCAAACAUGUUGGAAACUAUUUGUAUCAUGAGAAAUAUCAAUUGUAAAAGAAGUCAAGGUGCUGAGGAGCACAGUAAAAGGAAGUCUCCUGAAAUUCUUGGAUCCUCAACUACAUCCAGCGGCAGUAUGGUUGUUUGGGAGCCACAAUCUUCACGCAAGCCUUUUUACUAUGUUGAAGACAUUACUAAAGGUGAAGAAGAGCUGAAAAUUUCUUUGGUAAAUGAAUUCAGCAAUGAACGUCCACCUCCAUUCAUGUACAUUCCUACCAACACUGUUUUCCGAGACGCACGCAUCAAAUUUCUUCUUGCUCGUAUAUCAGAUGACAACUGUUGCUCAUGUUGUGUUGGGGAUUGCUUGUCCCAAAAAAUACCAUGUGCUUGUGCUGGUGAAACAUGUGGUGAAUUUGUUUACACAACAGAGUGCUUAGUUAAGGAAAAGUUUCUUGAAAGUUGCAUCUCAAUGAACAGUGAACCUCAAAAGCAUCAUCAAUUUUAUUGUCAAGACUGCCCACUUGAAAGGUCAAGCGAUAAAAACUUGCCUGCAAAAUGCAAGGGUCACCUUGUAAGGAACUUUAUUAAAGAGUGCUGGCAUAAAUGUGGUUGCAGUAAAAAAUGUGGAAAUCGCGUUGUUCAGCGAGGCAUAACUGUGAAAUUGCAGGUUUUUAUGACUCCUGAUGGAAAAGGCUGGGGGGUGAGAACACUUGAGGACUUACCCAAAGGUGCUUUUGUUUGUGAGUAUGUGGGAGAGAUCGUAACCAACACGGAGCUAUUUGAGCGAAAUAUGCACAGUGCUAAUGAGAAGCACACUUAUCCCGUGUUGCUAGAUGCUGACUGGAGUUCUGAAAGAGUCUUAAAGGAUGAAGAAGCACUCUGUUUGGAUGCUACACACUAUGGAAAUGUUGCAAGAUUCAUUAAUCACAGAUGUUUUGAUGCCAACUUGGUUGAGAUACCUGUGGAAAUAGAGACUCCAGAUCAUCACUACUACCAUAUCGCGUUCUUUACAACUAGGAAUGUUAAUGCUUUGGAAGAGUUGACUUGGGACUAUGGUAUAGAUUUUGGUGAUCGCAGUCAUCCUGUGAAGGCUUUCAAGUGCCAUUGUGGUAGCAAACUAUGCAGAAAUGUGAAACGCAAGAAGAGACGUAACUUUGUGGAGGAAGAAGUAGAUCUUGAUGAUUCCCUAGUUCAUGUUAAUAGAGCACAGAUGAAAGCAGCAGCUAUUGCCUCAGUUUAA